UUAAGUAAGUUGAAGAUGAGAUUAUAAUAGAAAGGGUAUAACGAAAGGUGUACAAAAAGGUGAAAAAGAUAUAUUUAUAGGACUUUUUAUUAAACACAUACCUCACCCCGGCCCUAAGAGCCAUUGGAACAGGCUCCAAUGUUCCCCAACUGCUUGAUUGUCUUAGCUAGUAAGGAAAGAGAAAUAAAAAAUUAAAGUAUCACUAGUGAUAGAACUCGAGUUGGAAAGCCUGGUCUCAUACUUCAUAUUAUGCAACCCGGACCAAUACCAAUAGCCCAUGAGUCCGGGGCGCUCCCUAUCUGGAGAGUGGAGCCGUCCAUCAAGGUCCCAAUAUGGUUUGGUGGUCCUUAUUUUCAUGACCGUCUUUUAGGAUGUGCAAUAGAUGCUUGACACCGGGGUCCACUCAUGUAUGAGGUCUCCAAAAAUUUAGAAUGUAAUAUUAGUUAUAAGUUUAUUUUUAUAGAUGUUAUGUAUAUUCAAGAUUCCAAAAUGUAUACAAUUUUUAGAUUCUCUAAUUUGUGCACUUUAAAAAUCAUAAAAUUUAUAUUUCAUUAAACUGUCUAGUCUACAUGUAUUUCAUUAUUCAAAUUUGUAAUUUUGUUGUUUUAGGGGUCUCAAUUUUCCAUUUGGAACCGGGCCUCCAAAUUCAUUAGACGACCCUGCUGAUUUGAACCGAUCACGCCAAUGAAACCUUGUUCACCCCUAAGUGCAGGCCUAAUAAUCUAUCAACUAAGUUGUAAUUAUAACUUAGAAAAACCCAAAAUGGGUGGGAGUAGAAGAAGAAAAAUGAAAAAAAAAAUUAGUUGAAGAAGAAAAAAAUUAGUUUAAGAAAGAAGAAAGACAGAAGAACCCAAAAACUAGUUAAAGCCGUGUACUUUACUCGUAAACCCAUUCAAUUGAGCGUUUUUAUGAGUUUGGAGGUUCAAUUGAUUGAUUUUAAAGUACGGAUACCUAAAUAACUUUUUUGAGAUAAUAAUAAGACCUAUCUCAUUGUUUUUCCAAAACAUUAUUCCUUCAUUUUCAUAAAAUCUUACUCCCUCGAUCCCAAAAGAUACAUUUUGACUUUUCUUGGUCAAUGAUGGUUAACUUUGACCAGUGAUAUCUUUUAAUACAAAAUUAUUUAAAAUAUGAAAAAUUAUAUGAACAUAUUCUUUAUUAAAAAAUCUUACAUAAAAGUAUAAAAUUUAUAAAUUACAAACAAAUAUAAUACCAAAAAUCAUUGUCUAAACUUUACCAUCAUUGACCAAGAAAAAUCAAAAUGUAUCAAUCUUUUUGGGAUGAAGGUAGUACCUUUUUUAUUGUUUCAAAAACUUUGCUAUUUUUUAAUCAAUUAAUUUAGAACUCAUCAGUUCGGUUAUUUACCUUUCCUCUUUAAAUAUUCAUUGACAAUGUUUUUUCUAUAUUAUUUUCGUUAAACUUGAAAAAAUAAUAAGGGUCAUAAUGAUAGAUAAAUAGCAUAAUUUUUCAAAUUUUUGAUUCGGCUUUCUGUGCCACUCUAGGGAAGACCAUCGUAGAAAACAAAAAUGAUGUUUGUACACACUCUUAUACACACUUUUGUACACACCUAUGUCUGUGAAAGCUUUUCUUUUUGUCUGUGAACAUCGAUUCAUAGACAAUGUUUUGCACAAACAAAAUAUUAUCUGUGAACCGGAUUCACAAACAAAAAAAACUUCACAAAUAUGGUGUGUACAAUGGUGUGUACCUCAAGCAUCGAUGCCUAGAAAAAGCAUUUGUGAUAUCUUACGUGGUGGCCUUAUCUUAGGUGUAUUACUUUUGUGUUCGGAUCCAGACGGAGAAAGACAUGGCGGCGGUAAGGCGUGUUGCAGCAUAUGGGCUUCAGGCAUUUGCUUUUCCCGGCAACUCCUCUCUUCUAACCAGACAGCUUCAUGCUUCUCCGGGGAGCAAAAAAAUCGUCGGAGUUUUCUACAAAGCAAACGAGUAUGCUUCACUGAAUCCCAAUUUCGUCGGUUGCGUUGAAAAUGCAUUGGGCAUCCGCCAUUGGUUGGAAUCCCAAGGCCACCACUACGUCGUCACUCAGGACAAAGAGGGACCCGAUUCCGAGCUGGAAAAGCAUAUUCCCGAUUUACACGUGUUGAUCACCACUCCCUUCCAUCCCGCCUACGUCACUGCUGAGAGGAUUAAAAAGGCGAAGAAUCUGCAGCUGUUGCUCACGGCUGGUAUUGGCUCGGACCACAUAGAUCUCAACGCUGCGGCGGCUGCUGGACUGACGGUGGCGGAAGUUACCGGAAGUAACGUCGUCUCCGUAGCCGAGGAUGAACUGAUGCGUAUCCUGAUUCUCGUUAGAAAUUUCUUGCCCGGAUACCAUCAGGUCAUUAAUGGGGAAUGGGACGUCUCCAAAAUUGCUUACAGAGCCUAUGAUUUGGAGGGGAAAACGGUUGGAACCGUCGGUGCAGGUCGUAUUGGACGGCUUUUACUCCAAAGGUUGAAACCUUUCAACUGUAAUCUUCUCUAUCAUGAUCGUCUCAAGAUGGAUCCUGAACUGGAGAAAGAGAUUGGUGCUAAUUUUGAGGAAGACCUUGAUGAGAUGCUCUCCAAAUGUGACAUUGUUGUCAUAAACACCCCUCUAACUGAUAAAACCAAGGGGAUGUUUGACAAGAAGAGGAUUGGGAAGAUGAAGAAGGGAGUAUUGGUGGUGAACAAUGCCCGGGGUGCAAUCAUGGACACUCAAGCAGUUGCUGAUGCUUGUUCCACUGGACACAUUGCAGGCUACAGUGGGGAUGUUUGGUACCCACAACCAGCUCCCAAGGACCACCCAUGGCGAUACAUGCCAAACCAAGCCAUGACACCUCAUAUUUCCGGGACGACCAUUGAUGCACAGCUGAGGUAUGCUGCUGGAACUAAGGACAUGCUGGAGAGGUACUUCAAGGGUGAAGAAUUCCCUGCCCAGAAUUACAUUGUCAAAGAUGGAGAGCUGGCAAGUCAGUACCGCUAAAAUGCUUCCUUUUUGUUUCACAUUGUUCUUGUUGUAUAAUCAAUAAAACAUUUGUAGCUUGGCAAGAACAUCUGUACUUUCUGGGUUCUUUCUUUCCCCUAUUGUGAUCUUGCUGUAGCAGCAUAAUAAAGUCAUUAAUCUCAAACUUCUAAUUUGGUCA
Messenger RNA from Cuscuta europaea, 3113 nucleotides. The record is from the annotation of a GenBank genome assembly. Lineage: Eukaryota; Viridiplantae; Streptophyta; Magnoliopsida; Solanales; Convolvulaceae.